UGGGGCGGGGGCAAGUGUCAGUCAGGUCGGGAGCGCGACGGGGGACAGCGGGGACCCGGGCGGCUGACAGGGGGCCCGGGCCGCUGCCGUGUUGUCCGCUCAAGAUGGAGUUCCUCCUGGGGAACCCGUUCAGCACCCCUGUGGGGCAGUGCCUCGAAAAGGCAACAGAUGGCUCCCUGCAGAGCGAGGACUGGACGUUGAACAUGGAGAUCUGCGACAUUAUCAAUGAGACAGAGGAAGGGCCCAAGGACGCCAUUCGAGCCUUGAAGAAGCGGCUCAACGGAAACCGGAACUACAGAGAGGUCAUGCUGGCAUUGACAGUGCUAGAGACGUGUGUGAAGAACUGUGGCCACCGCUUCCACAUUCUCGUGGCCAACCGGGAUUUCAUCGACAGUGUCCUGGUCAAAAUCAUCUCUCCUAAGAACAACCCUCCCACCAUUGUGCAGGACAAGGUGCUCGCUCUGAUCCAGGCGUGGGCUGAUGCCUUCCGAAGCAGCCCUGACCUCACCGGCGUGGUGCAUAUAUAUGAGGAACUGAAAAGGAAAGGGGUCGAGUUUCCCAUGGCAGACUUGGACGCUCUGUCUCCCAUCCACACACCACAGCGGAGCGUCCCCGAAGUGGAUCCAGCCGCAACCAUGCCCAGGUCCCAGUCGCAGCAGAGGAUGAGUGGCAGCUCCUAUUCCUCGUCUCCUGCUCCCUACUCCGCUCCGCAGGCCCCGGCUCUGAGUGUGACUGGCCCCAUCACGGCCAAUUCAGAACAGAUUGCCAGGCUUCGGAGUGAACUGGACGUCGUUCGAGGCAACACAAAAGUCAUGUCGGAGAUGCUAACAGAAAUGGUCCCCGGGCAGGAGGACUCAUCCGAUCUGGAAUUGCUACAGGAGCUGAACAGGACCUGCCGGGCCAUGCAGCAGCGCAUCGUGGAGCUCAUCUCCCGCGUGUCCAACGAGGAGGUCACUGAGGAACUGCUUCACGUCAAUGAUGACCUCAACAACGUCUUCCUCCGCUACGAGAGGUUCGAGCGAUACAGGUCAGGCCGAUCGGUGCAAAAUCCCAGUAAUGGAGUACUGAACGAGGUGACAGAAGACAACUUAAUAGACCUGGGCCCGGGGUCUCCAGCCGUGGUGAGCCCAAUGGUGGGGAACACGGCACCCCCGUCUUCUCUCUCCUCUCAGCUUGCAGGCUUAGACUUGGGGACGGAGAGCGUCAGCGGCACCCUCAGUUCACUCCAGCAGUGUAAUCCCCAUGACGGCUUUGACAUGUUUGCCCAGACGAGAGGGAACUCCUUGGCUGAACAACGCAAGACGGUGACCUACGAGGAUCCCCAGGCUGUCGGAGGACUGGCUUCUGCACUGGACAGUCGGAAACAGAGCUCUGAAGGGACUUUUCUGUCCUCGGCCCAGAAGAGGGGUAAAGGUGGGCACUCUGACCUGGAGCCCAUAGACAGCUGGCUCAUAACCCAAGGAAUGAUCCCCGUUGCGCAGCCGUCUGUCAUGGACGACAUUGAAGUGUGGCUCAGGACGGACCUGAAGGGCGAUGACCUGGAGGAGGGCGUCACGAGUGAAGAAUUCGACAAGUUCUUGGAAGAAAGAGCCAAAGCUGCUGAAAUGGUCCCCAGCCUCCCCUCGCCCCCAGGGGAGGCCCCAGCCCCAGCCUCAAACCCCUCUGGCCGGAAGAAGCCAGAACGGUCAGAGGACGCCCUCUUCGCCCUGUGAGCUGGUCUGUGGUUCGGCUCCCUAAACGGCAGGUCAUCUCCUAUCUCCCCGGUCCACAAGAGGCACUGGCCGCCCCUCCCAUCUCCAGUCCCCACUUGGUCCUGUGCUGCUGUGUCUCCAUGGAAAUGCCCCGUGUUUGCUCCCAGGCCUCCCACCAGUCGGGACCAGCUUUAGCCACCUUCUUCUCUCUGGGGGGUGGGACAGUGCCACGGCUGCCAGAGGCUCUCACCCCUGCCCCCGCCCCUCCUGCCCACAGGCUCCCUCUGCCCGUAUGUCCUCCCUGGAAAAGCAGGCUGUGGGACCAUUUGCCGAGGAGACACCUGGACUGUCUUUUCUCCAGUCCCCUUCCCACAGAGAAGGGGGUCAGACCCCAGGCCCUUCCCCCACAUAGCCCACCCCUGCCUGCCUCAGCAGGUCUCCUUGGACUGGCCUACCCUCCCAUGCCCCUGUUCCAGAAAGGGCUUGUCUGCACCUGUGGGCUUAGUCUCCCUCCUUGGAAUGCUGCUCCCUGACGCGUGUCACGCUGUGGCACUUGGCGUGCUUGGCACUUUAGAAAGCUGUGUGGGUGCCCGUGUGUGAGGCCUCUCAUCCUCUUCACCCUCUCUCCAUCACUAAGCUGCUAGCCCAGGCCCCCCAGCCACGCCGGCUCAGCGGCUGAGCCCGGGACCAAGGGGGCCCCAUAGGCUCCUGGGGUGCAGAGGGAGAGCCAGGGGCAGUUGCGAGGACGGCAUGCAACCUGCGGAUGGUGGUCAUGAGGCACGUGGGUUAGCCCCGCAGAGGUACACUACCAGAAGCCAAACCACCCAUGCCCACCACGUGCUGCCUUCGCGCAGUUGUCCCCGUGUCCCGACAGCCUGCCCUCCUCCCCCUGCCCCUACCCCAGACCCCCCUGGCCACCGACUUGUAUCCUCUCUCCAAGCCAACCCGGAAGGCUAACACGAGCCUGAGGCUGACUAUACUUUCUUCCGUUACUGGUGUGGCUCCUGGCCGUGGGCAAGGUGUCCGAGCCAGCCUGACCCACCCCUGUUCUGUGGUUGCCCGGAAGAAGGAAAGCACUGUGGCAGCUGCUUCCAGCCAGCCCGUGAGUCUCUGGGGCCCGGGUCAGUGUCCCAGUAUGCGCUGCCCAGGUUUCCGGGCCAGACAUGUUCGCAAGCCGUGGUGCCGUCAGCCCUUCCCACCUGGCAGCCGGAGCAGCGAGCUUGUUGACACAGGCUGCCUUGACGCAGGCUGACACCAGUGCCUUGGGCUCUGGGAGAUGCAUCUGGGGCUGGGCCUGGACACCUCCGUGCACAGCAAGGCGCCACCCGGCCCAGAACCCCUUGCCCAGGCGCGCGCCGCAGCUUCCCCAUAAGAGGAUGCUUGGGGUCUGGCCGGGGGCUCGUCUGGCAGGACCAGCUGGGGAGGUCACACUCCAGUUCCUCAGGGGACAUGCAGAAGCUCCUCCUCAGAGAUCAGAGCUCAGCCAGCCUAACUCCAGCCCUGCCCUUCCGGGCAGCCAGGGCCAUGAACCUCCCUCUUCCCCCCGCCCCUGCGCCUCGGGCCACUGUCCCUCUCUCCGCAACAUGGCUCACGCAGAGCCCCCCCGAGGCCUGCUUGCAUGUUCACACGUCUGAAGUCAGCUGGCUUGACAGGAGCUGCAGAGAAGGUGGCCGGGAUGGUUCGGCUGGACCCAGCGACCCAGGUGCCCGCCGUGUGGCACAGUCUAGAGCACUUGUCUCUGUGAGAGCCGGGGGCCCACCUUCGUAGCUGGGCCUUGGGGGGUCAGUCCUUUGACAGCCGCCGAGCCUGGCAUCCUCUGAGGGAAGAACCGGCCUCCCUGCCUUAUAGGAAGGGAGAUCCCCAACAAGAACGGGGUCAUGAGGGGAGAGGGGGCUCCUGGCAAUGAAUGAAGCCGAGGCCAGCGUCUGUCUGGGGAGACCACAGCACAGCUGCUCUGUACCCGUGGUCCAGAGCUGUCCCCCAACUCCAGGCCGGGCUUGGAGAGACCAGGCCAGCCCGGCGGUGGUGGUGGGUCCUGUAAGCUGACAGGAAGGUGCCGGCCCACGCAGGGAAGUGUCAUCUGCCUUCCCGGCCUGGAGCUGCCCCUCCUGCUCCCACACGCAUCAAGUCCAGAGGCAGCCUGCCUCUACCUGGAGGCCAAGGUGGCGCUUGAGGCCUGCCCAGAAAGCCAAGUCAGGGCCCAGUGGCCUUAAAGGGGUGCUGCCCAGCCCUUCCUGUCCCCAAGGCCAUCGGCCCCCUCAGCCACAGACUGCUGGCUGCCUUCCACCUGGGGAGCGCAGGCUACCUGCUUAGGGAGGGGAGCAGAGUUCUGGCGGGUGAGCUGGCCAGUGCCUGUGCCCCAGGAGAGGGAGACCCCUCAUGAGCCACCAGCCUUUCCACAAGUGUUAGAAAUCACAGAUACAGUAUGUACUUAAUUACACUAAAUUAUUGCUGGGAUUCCUUAUAAGCACUAAUUAUACCUGAUUAUAGGUUAAAAUAUUUAUUUUGUCAAAAUAUUUUCUUGGGGAUGUGUUGAACCUUUUCUGUGUUCUUUGUGUGCUAAGACGAGAAAACUAGCCAUGGCUUCCCGCCUGCCUUCGGGGCCAGUGGGCAGCAGUGACCCAGGGCCAUGGUGGGCUUCUGGCUGGCCUGCCGCAGAGGGGUCCCUGUCCGGGAGCCCCAGGCACCGAGCCGGCCGCCUGGGGCCAGGCCGAGAGGUGACCUGCCUGCUUGUCUGUGCAGGGGACAAGGGCUUUCUCAGCUGACAGGGCUUGUCGCCAGUGUGGGCCAGAGGAAAGGGUGACUAUUCGUCUGUUGUCUGUCCUCCUGUCUUUCACUGUCAGCCCCAUCCGUGUGAGCAACCAUGCUGUCUGCCGGGGCUUGCUGCCCUUCCCCUGCUCACCCAGGGGUCCAGAGCAAGGGGGCCUGCCCUGCCACGCAAGGCCCCCAACUGGGAGAGUGGUGGCAGGGACGCUGGAUGGCUCCGGGGGGCAGCAGGCACCCGGACUCCUCCAGCAGCGUGUGGCAGACGGCUGCUCGGCCUCCCACACACCCUCCCCUCCUCUUCCUGCCGCCCACCCCCACUUUGCCUCCACAUACACCCGUUUCCGACUCCGUGCACCCAGCCUUCUGGAUGGUUUGAGGGGGACUGUGGGCUCACUGGGGAAAAGCUGCCGCCAAGAGUCCUGUGUUCUCAGCCCGGCCACCGUGAGCCUCUUCUCCCUGUGCUGGCAGAACGCUGUCCGCCCCUGUGGGGAGUAGCCAGCUUCAGCGCCUUGGCUCGGGGCGUGUGCACCUCCAGAAGACGCCCCUUGAGGUACCCGCCUGUCCGAGUGCCCACCCCCUGCCCUCCCGGUCCGUGGGGGUCCGCGCCGGGCUUCCCCUGCAGCCAGCAGCCCCUGGGGACAGCUGCCAACCCCAGAGUUCCACUCCUUCCGUGUAUAAGAUCUUCAGGCUCUUCUGGAGGACAGGGGAUGGAUAUUUAUUUCCUAAAGUUUGCACUUAAUUUGUGAGGGUCUCAGGAUCGUCGGGGGCUACCGUGAAGAGAACUGUGUUGUGUCUGUUGUCCAGCUGUCCCCAGAGUCUGGUGUUAUGUCACUGUUGUGCGUUUCUGCGGGCAGAGCCGGGUCUGGAGGGCGGGUCCGUGCACUUGAGCCUGAGCGCAUCUACCCACCCACUGGCUCUCCUUCCAGAUGUUGUCUCUCUAGUUUGGGUUCUUGCAUGUAAAAUACUCCACAAUAAACAAACAGACAAACUGUU
Messenger RNA from Enhydra lutris kenyoni (northern sea otter), 5450 nucleotides. Its product is annotated as target of myb1 like 2 membrane trafficking protein. Bases 105 to 1712 code for a protein of 535 amino acids. Gene Ontology annotation, molecular function: phosphatidylinositol binding; ubiquitin binding; clathrin binding. Gene Ontology annotation, cellular component: endosome; membrane. The record is from RefSeq and is a predicted model, not a curated record. The transcript has 16 exons. NCBI's taxonomy places the organism in Eukaryota, Metazoa, Chordata, Mammalia, Carnivora, Mustelidae. Gene Ontology annotation, biological process: signal transduction.